UAGUUUUUUUUCCUUCACUACACUUCCCAGAAUCCUUCGAGAUUGGCUCUUGCGCAAGAUGUUUUCAACGGCCUUUGGAGUCAUUUGAUGUUCUUGUCACAGCAAAGGAGUCAAAGAAAGAAUUCAAAGGGUUUUAACUCCAAACUCUGGAUGAGGUCGAGUGAGCUCCUCUCUGCCAUGAAAUCAUACCAGGUCAACAGCUCCCCUUUCUUCUGCAGUUGAUGGGUCUGCUGCUGGGACAAAGAUGACGGACAGCGUCAGGGCCUUUCUUCACAAUGUUGCUACGGGGGUCAAGGACUCCAUAUUGGGGAUUGGAACAAUCUCCAAGCUAGAUUCACGGAUUCAACAAAAGAGGCAAGAGCAACGAAAGAAAAGGAGUAUUGGGGCCCUCGCAAAGAGACGAGCACAAAGUGAGGAGCUAAAACCAGACAAUGAUCCAAGGGUAGCAAGCAGGAUUUUUCAGUGCUGUGCCUGGAAUGGAGGAGUGUUCUGGCUCAGUCUUUUUCUGUUCUAUCGGGUGUUUAUCCCUCUGCUACAGACUCUCACAGCAAAAAUCAUUGGUGACCCCUCCCUACAUGGCAGUGUAUGGUCUUGGCUGGAGUUCGUCCUGACGUCUGUCUUUAGCGCACUCUGGGUUCUCCCUCUGUUUGUUCUCAGCAAGAUAGUAAAUGCCAUCUGGUUCCAGGACAUAGCUGACCUGGCAUUUGAAGUGUCGGGCUGCAAAGCUCAGCCCUUCCCCAGUGUCAGUAAGAUUAUAGCAGACAUGCUUUUUAACCUUCUUCUUCAGGCGCUCUUCUUAAUUCAGGGUAUGAUUGUUAGUCUAUUUCCCAUUGAUGCGAUUGGACAGAUGGUGAGCCUCCUCCACAUGUCUCUGCUGUACUCACUGUACUGCUUUGAGUAUCGCUGGUUCAACCACGGCAUUGAAAUGCACCAGCGGCUCUCCAAUAUUGAGAGGAACUGGCCAUAUUACUUUGGUUUUGGUUUACCCAUGGCCCUGCUCACUGCUAUGCCUUCUUCAUACAUUAUCAGUGGAUGCUUGUUCUCCAUCCUAUUCCCUCUGUUCAUUAUCAGUGCAAAUGAAGCAAGGACACCAACAAAGCUGUACCACUUCCAGCUGCGCCUCUUCUCUCUGGUCGUGCUAAUUAGUAACAAGCUUUUUCACAAGACUGUCCACCUGCAGUCCUCUCUUACGCUGUCGGCAUCAUCGGAGAAGCUCUCUUCAUCCCACAUCUCCAAACCGCCAAAGAAUGCUGCCCACCCAAUGACGCAUCCUCCUGAAUAACCUAAAUAUAUAGAAACCAACUCUAUAUAUUGACUUUACUCUGUGUAAUAGCAACAAAAAGAAAUGUUUCUUUAAGAGUUGUCUUUUUAUGAAUGGCAUCUUUGGUGCAGGUUUAGCAUUGAAAGUUUUUGUCGAUGAACAUUUUUUGUCAAGGUUUUGUAAUCUGUAAAAAUGUUUGUUUGCAGCAAAAGUUACAUGCAUUUUUUAAUGAGUAUUUGACAGAACUUUUAUUCUCUUACACAAUGUAUGUAAAGCUCUAUAAUUCUAAGAUUUUUUUUGAACAAUUUUUCAACGUGCCAUUUAAAAAACUAAAGUGUAUUCAUGAGGGGGUAAAGAAAUUGAUUACUCGUACUUAUCCAAACAUUGAAGGAACUCUUUUGCACUCGAGAGCAAAUCUAAGUAUUGUUUUAAUGACAUGAUCACAUUCCUUUCUCAUAGAUUCAGUCUUAUCUUGUCCUCACAGGAUUUUCAGAAAUAAACUUCUACUGCUUCAAAGACAAACUUGUUUUUUGGCAGUGCUGUCUCCAUCCAUACUAUGCUUGACUUUUACAACUACUUUGUUACACAGUGAAGGGUUUAAUCAUAUUUUAAGAAUGUUUUCUCUGGAUUUUGUUUUCCUUUUUGUAUUGUGCUGCUUUAAAUCAGACUACUUUCAUUUAUGCAGAAGCCCUCCACCACAUGUCCACCACACUGAAAACGUUUGAUUCAUCAAACCAGGUGUGGAAAGUAGCAAUGAUUUUAAAACCAUGUGCAAUUAUUGUAAGGAUCAGUGUUAGAGCAGACACAUUUUCAAGUGAAUUUUGUAAAACUAAUAGUUUUGUUUCAAUAAAAGCUACAAGUUUUCAGUUUGUGAA
Molecule: messenger RNA, 2136 nt
Organism: Oryzias melastigma (Indian medaka)
Lineage: Eukaryota; Metazoa; Chordata; Actinopteri; Beloniformes; Adrianichthyidae
Gene: ei24
Product: EI24 autophagy associated transmembrane protein
Exons: 11
Coding region: 245-1282 (345 amino acids)
Biological process (GO): macroautophagy
Cellular component (GO): endoplasmic reticulum
Source: RefSeq, a predicted model, not a curated record